UCGAACGCAGAGCAACAUAUUCAUAAAAAGUGGUCUAGCCAACGAGUCUAUAGAUGUUUUUUUCGACGCGGUGGUGGAAAUUAUGAAAUAAUCGCUUACGGGUUGUGCUAAACGAGAAACGGCGUGAUCAGAUCCGCAGAUCUUCAGAUAUAUCAAUACUAUCUACACCAUAUAGAUCCCAAUCAUGGCGACCGAAACCACCAAAAUGAUCUACACGCCACCGCCACUGGACAUCAAAAUGGAAAUUGAAAUUGGCGAACAACCACAGCCACCGGUGAAGUGCUCCAACUUCAUCGCCAACCACUGGAAGGGAUUGGUGGUGUUCCUGGUGCCGCUGCUUUGCCUGCCUGUUAUGCUUCUAAACGAGGGCCCCGAAUUUCGGUGCAUGUACCUCCUUUUGGUAAUGGCUAUCUUUUGGGUUACGGAAGCCUUGCCGCUCUACGUGACGUCCAUGAUGCCCAUUGUGGCCUUCCCCAUUAUGGGUAUAAUGAGUUCGGAUGAUACUUGCCGCACGUAUUUCAAGGAUACGCUGGUGAUGUUCAUGGGCGGCAUCAUGGUUGCCCUGGCUGUGGAGUACAGCAAUCUACACAAACGCCUUGCCUUGAGAGUAAUCCAGAUCGUGGGCUGCAGUCCCCGCAGAUUACACUUUGGCCUCAUUAUGGUUACAAUGUUUUUGAGCAUGUGGAUUUCGAACGCCGCCUGCACUGCCAUGAUGUGUCCCAUCAUCCAAGCCGUGUUGGAGGAGCUGCAGGCUCAGGGUGUCUGCAAGAUCAACCAUGAGCCCCAAUACCAAAUCGUUGGAGGCACCAAGAAGAACAACGAGGAUGAGCCCCCAUACCCCACCAAGAUCACUCUGUGCUACUAUCUGGGCAUCGCCUACGCCUCCUCGUUGGGUGGCUGCGGAACCAUCAUCGGAACUGCCACCAAUCUCACCUUCAGGGGCAUCUACGAGGCGCGUUUCACGAACUCCACCGAACAGAUGGACUUCCCCACCUUCAUGUUCUACUCGGUGCCAUCCAUGUUGGUCUACACCUUGCUGACCUUUGUGUUCCUACAAUGGCACUUCAUGGGUCUGUGGCGUCCCAAGAGCAAGGAGGCUCAGGAAGUGCAGAGGGGACGAGAGGGCGCCGAAGUCGCCAAGAAGGUUAUCGAUCAGCGCUACAAGGAUCUGGGUCCCAUGUCCAUUCACGAGAUCCAAGUGAUGAUUCUGUUCAUUUUCAUGGUUGUGAUGUACUUCACCCGCAAGCCGGGCAUCUUUCUUGGAUGGGCUGAUUGGCUGAACACCAAGGACAUUCGCAACUCUAUGCCCACUAUUUUCGUCGUGGUCAUGUGCUUCAUGCUGCCCGCCAACUAUGCUUUCCUGCGCUACUGCACCAGACGCGGUGGCCCAGUGCCCACGGGUCCCACUCCCUCGCUGAUCACCUGGAAGUUCAUCCAGACCAAGGUGCCAUGGGGUCUGGUCUUCCUGCUGGGCGGUGGCUUCGCAUUGGCCGAAGGCAGCAAGAAGAGCGGCAUGGCCACGCUGAUUGGUAAUGCCUUGAUUGGAUUGAAGGUCCUGCCCCACUCUGUGCUCUUGCUGGUGGUCAUCCUGGUGGCUGUGUUCCUGACCGCUUUCAGCUCCAAUGUGGCUAUUGCCAACAUUAUUAUUCCCGUGUUGGCUGAGAUGUCGCUGGCCAUUGAGAUCCAUCCUCUGUACCUGAUUCUGCCCGCUGGCCUGGCCUGCAGUAUGGCCUUCCACCUGCCGGUGAGCACGCCGCCCAACGCUUUGGUUGCGGGCUAUGCCAACAUUAGGACAAAGGACAUGGCCAUUGCCGGAAUUGGUCCGACCAUCAUUACCAUCAUCACCCUGUUCGUUUUCUGCCAAACCUGGGGCCUGGUCGUCUAUCCAAACCUCAACACUUUCCCCGAUUGGGCUAAGGUCUAUGCCGCAGAAGCACUGGCAAACAAGACGCACUAGAUAGUUUGUAAUUAGUGUAAAGUAACUUCAAUACCCGUCACAGCGAUACGAUUGAGGAAAAUUUAGGGAAUUGUGAAAAAAAAGUGCCUUUGCUGACAGCGAAAAAUGUGUAAAAAUGUUUAACUAUCCUUGCAUUUUAGAGUUGCGAAAAGUUUUGAUACAAAAACAUUACCUAUUGUUUAGAAAAAUGUGUUGAAAAAUCGUAUCAGGAAUUGAACUUCUGGUUUACGCACUCAGCUAAAUAUUUAAAAACAAAUUAAUGUUACUUCAUUGUUGCAUUUAGCAUAAAAAUGGAAAAGAUUUGGUAAAAUUUUGAACAUUUUGUUCAAUGGCAGCCCUGGCUUGCUAAUAUUUUAAAUAACUAGACUGAGAGAACUUACAUAUUCAUACAUGUUUUUCAAUUUGUAAAAAAUUCAAUACGAACAACUCACUCAAUACUUCAUUGCGAACCAAAAUGAGCACACAAAUAGCGGUAGCCUAAGCUUAAAUGAUACUGUGUACAUUUUCAGAUGAUUUAUGUUUUAUAUAGUUUGUAAACAAUAUUAAAUAAUAAAAAGCUCAAACGACAAUAA
Messenger RNA from Drosophila teissieri, 2529 nucleotides. It is a transcript of the gene Indy, whose product is annotated as protein I'm not dead yet. The transcript has 9 exons. Bases 185 to 1957 code for a protein of 590 amino acids. Gene Ontology annotation, molecular function: succinate transmembrane transporter activity; citrate transmembrane transporter activity. Gene Ontology annotation, biological process: monoatomic anion transmembrane transport; citrate transport. The record is from RefSeq and is a predicted model, not a curated record. Gene Ontology annotation, cellular component: membrane. Lineage: Eukaryota; Metazoa; Arthropoda; Insecta; Diptera; Drosophilidae.